Parasteatoda tepidariorum (common house spider) is the source of this 5594-nucleotide messenger RNA. RefSeq names its product chondroitin sulfate N-acetylgalactosaminyltransferase 1. Gene Ontology annotation, molecular function: glucuronosyl-N-acetylgalactosaminyl-proteoglycan 4-beta-N-acetylgalactosaminyltransferase activity. The record is from RefSeq and is a predicted model, not a curated record. Gene Ontology annotation, cellular component: Golgi cisterna membrane. Lineage: Eukaryota; Metazoa; Arthropoda; Arachnida; Araneae; Theridiidae.
AUGGAAUUAAACGAAGGUGGCCAGAUCCCGUGUCCCCAAAAAUAUCUCCUGAUGCAGACGAUGCGAGUCGGAAUUGGAAGAUGCGGUUGAAAAAACAAAAUAAAAGAAUGUUUUAAGAUCGGUUUCACUUUUCAAAUGAAAGCAUUUAUGCUUACCUGAUUAUUGUUUUUGUUUACUUAAACUCCAAAUGUUUAUUUUUAUUCACAAAAUAGCAAGUAGCAGUUGGUUGAGAAAGGUGGGACAAGAGAAGAUGAUUCUAAAACGUGGUCGAAGAUAAGGAAAAGAAUAAAUUUAUUGAAUGAAUGUCUUCAUUUUAUUCGAAGGUGACGGAGUCCUCCGGUAGCAUGCGACUGGUCACCCGUGCCCUCCUGCUACUGGUGGCCGUGUCUUUAAUUUUCAUUCUGUUAUUGGGCCGCUGUGGACUGCGAUUGGACGAAGAUCUCGGAUCAACAUCAUCCGGAAACAGUGACUUCCAGUACAGGCUGUCUCAACAAUCUCCUGAAUCCUACUAUUUGGAUCUCCUUCACAGAAGAGAAGAAGAACACAGACUGGAAAUAAAAAAUCUUAAAGACGAGAUUACAUCUUUAAAGAAAAAAGUUACGGAUCUACAGAAGCCUUUUGUGGAUCCAGUUUCUAUUCCAAUAGUAGAGCCUCCUUCUAGGUCUUCGGAUAGCGAUUAUCCAGGUGUAACUGAGUGCUCUGAUUACUUGAAAAAGCAAGUUCAAUCCGCGGAAAUCCGGCAUGGUGUCCAGCUGAACAAUGAGUAUGAAGUAGUGCCAUUUACUCAUUUCACUUUUGGGAGAGUGUAUCCUGUCACCUUAGGACUAGGUAAACGAGUUGUUGAGAAACCAAUAGGUUACAAGCGCAAAGAUCUACUGGAAGUGUUCGUCCGUGCCCUCGAUCUCAUAAAUCGAGACAAGAAAGGUAAACAGAGGUACACCGUGGAUGAUUUUGCUGAGGGUCUAUUCCGCAACGAACCUACGACAGGCACACAGUAUGAACUAUAUUUCAAAGAAAAGAACAUAUCCCGAUCUUACCAUAGAGUCAUCCUGGCAAGACCAUUUGGCCCUGUGCAGACAUUAGUCAAUGAAAAAGUGAGAACUACCAAAGAACUCAUCAACGUGAUACUACCUUUAUCUGGUAGAAUAGACGCGUUUAGGACGUUUAUGGAUCGUUUUGCCAAAGUUGCCAUCAAGCACGAUCGAAAAGUCUUCCUUACAGUUGUAUACUUUGGAGAAGAGGGUCUCCAUGACGUCCGGGUUAUACUUACUAAAGUAUCCAGAGAAACUAAGUUUCGUAAUGUGAAACUCCUUACCCUGAAUGAAACCUUUUCAAGGGGCAAAGGGCUACAAGUCGGGGUGCAACACUGGCCGAAAGGAGACGUUCUUCUAUUUCUGUGCGAUGUGGACAUAGUGUUUACAAAUCGUUUUCUGGAGCGUUGCCGUUUGAAUGCCUCACCUGGUAAAAGGGUAUAUUACCCUAUCGUUUUCAGCCUUUACAACCCUUCCUUAGUUUAUUCUCUGCAGGGCAAAGAGACUCCAGCAGAAGCUGACCAACUCACUAUUUCAAGAGACUCUGGAUUUUGGAGAGACUUUGGUUAUGGCAUGACCUGCCAAUACCGGAGUGAUUUCCUGAGUCUGAAAGGUUUCGACGAGGAUAUAGUCGGUUGGGGUGGUGAGGACGUGAUGCUGUACAGGAAGUACGUCCGAAGUAAUAUAGUCGUAGUAAGAGCAACCGAUCCAGGUAUAUUCCAUAGCUGGCAUGAAAAACUAUGCGACCCGGAUCUGUCUGUUGACCAGUACAGAGCAUGCCUCAGGUCCAGAGCUUUAGGAGAAGCUUCACAUGCCCAGCUUGGUCUUUUGGCUUUCGGAGAUGAGUUAAGAAAACACCAAAAGAACCUUGCGGCGAUGAAUUCUCCUAUGACAAAUGUUAAUGUUGUGAAUGUGAUUGAGCGCCCUCAACAUGCAUAGUGUUCGGAUGAACACUUCCAUUGAAGAGUUUAGUGGAAAUUAUGCUAAGCCCUACUAUUUCUAAAUUUACGAUCGGCUUUAAAGAUAGAUUUUCAAUUUAUUCUGUCAAGCCUUUAAGUAAGUUUGUUCUAAAAAAAUAAAAUGUUUCGAAAACAACUUUUUAUAGUUUCCUGAAGGUAAUCUAUUUUCCCCCAUAAAAGCGAAAAUUAUAUCAGCUUACAUAUUUUUCCACUAUUAUCUUCAAUCGCGACUAAUUAUCGUUACAUAUACAAAACUGUGAUUAUUUUUGUUUUAUUCAACAAAAAUAUGAAUCAAAUUUAAAUUUUUUUUAAUUUAAUGAUCUUAGUAAACUUAGGUAUGACUUCACAAGUCUAUUCCAUUUUCACAAUAUUAAUUAUGAUAAUUCUCAUGAUAUAGCUCAAAGACAUAAGUAAUGUAGUGGCAUUAUUUGUUGAACUCAUACAUUGCAAUAUAAAUCUGUGAUUUAUUUUAGUAUUUUAAUUUCAUCUAUCGGAAAAAGCUUUAAAUUUUUAAUUUAGAUCUCUAAUUAAAUGAGUCCAAAUGAACUUUGAUGCCUAAUUACAUAAUUUAACCUUUAAAAAUUAUUUUAAGCGUUUUAAUUACAUAAAUGAAAAUCAUUAAUCAUUGAUUUAUGAACCAUAAAUCUGUCAACUUUCCUCAACUCCGUGUGUCGUCAUUAAAAUUUACCUACCAUGCGAUUAAACAACGCCUUUGAAUUGACAGAUCCUAAAUUAAUGAUUAAUUCCAGGUUAGAACCAUCAUUUAUCAUAGCGAAUAAUUUCGUAUGGAAUUUAUUAUUGAUUCAUGUCUUUUUAACUUAUUUAGUCUUAGGGUUAAGUGUAUGAAACGAAUAUCGAGACGUUUGCUAAAAUGCCAAAUUAUGUUCAGUAACGUAUCUAACGUAAAUUCACCUGUAUGAAACUGCUUAAUUUACAUUGAUGUUUACAUAAUUCCGUUAUUUUUCAACUAACAAAAAUUGAGUAUAGAAACUAGAAAGCUAUUAGGUUUAAAUAAAUCUUAAAUAACGCAAUAUUUCCUUCCUAAUCCCAAAAUCAACUACGUUAAUUUGCAUAUCAUUUAAAAGUUGCGAAGAAUCUAUGACGUUUUAUGAUUUUCCUUUGCAGUAACAAUUAUAAGUUGCAUUUUUUUUAACCAUUUGAAUGUGAGAAGUGAAAAUUAAGUACUUUCGCUUUAAUCUCGGAGUUAAAUUAUAAAUGUUAGCCUUAUUUGUUUUUGCUAGAUAAAGUGAAAAUAUAUGCAUUGAACUUACUCUUGAGUUACUUUACUUUGUUACAUAUUUCUUACUAAAUCUUUCAAAAUUUGUAUUUACAAAGUGAAAUUGUUUAUGAAAUGGUUGAAAUAUUGUUAUUUUGUUUUACAAAAUAUUGUUUAAUGGUUAUUUUUUUUUACACAAUUUAAAGGGAGUCGGUAAAGGCAUAUAUCAAUAAUGCUUAAACUGACUUAUCUCCAUGCAUUUCUUCUAAGAAACUACUUAUUAUGAGAUAUCACUUUGAAAUUUUGGGGGGAUAUUUGAGAUUACAACAGUUGUAUGCUGUGAUAAUGUUUUAGCGUUAACAGGAAUGCUUUUUGAUGAAAACUUAUAAAAAAUUAAAAGUCCUACAUAAGUUCAUAAUUUUAUGAGGAAAUUUUUUGCCUAAGAUAUGUAUUAACAAGUUAUCACAGUGUGAACAUAUAUAUGUAAAUAUUCUGCGAAAAAAACCUUAAGCAAUAUCUUGUUUAGAUGCUGAGAAAAGGUACAUUGAAAAAGGUCAGUUUUAGCAUUAUUGGUAUCUGCUCUACCGAUUUCCCUUAAGGUUGCUUAAAUUGAAAAUAUACAUAAUGGAUUUCCAUUAUGUAUAUUUUCAACUCAAUAUUUUCAACUUUUUCAAUGACAUUUUAAUUUGUGACGAAUGUUAUAAUGUGACGAAUGUUAAACUUUUCAGAAAAACUAAUUAUUUGACUGCUUAUACACGUUUAAAUUCACUUAAUUAGUGUUUUUACAAACUCUUUAAAUAUGUUAUUUCUAAGCUAAAAACACGGGACUUUGUGCCUCUUAAACGAAUAAAAUUAUUAUCUAAACUGUAGAAAUAAUAAUUUCGUAAAAAAACAAAAUCAGAUAGUGUCUCUUACCUCCAAUAUACACCUAUAGAUUGACUAUAACUUAAUAAUAAAUCAAUCAAAUAAGUAUCAAUCACUUUUUUGGAAUUGAAAUUUUAAUAAAAAAUGAUUGAAUUUUCAAAUUUAAAAGUUCAUUCAAGAGAUUAUUUAGUUCAGAUAUUGAUGAAAUACUAAAUAUUUUCUACCUACGUCAUAGUGGUUGAAAUUGGCGAUGAAAUAACAGUAAAAGGUACUAAAUGGUUUUUUAAACAAAACAAAAAAACAAAAAAGACUGGUUUAUUGUAAUUAAUGUGGAAAGUUCGAAAGUGUCGGGUAUUUCUUAAACUCUUGAAUUCACUCACAUGCUCUCCGUACUUUACCUUUUUAACAAAGUGUGCUUGUAGCUCUCUUUCGCCUUGAAAGUAGAUAUCCUGCAUAAGUCUUCCACAUUUUCUAUCCACCAAGUGUGUGUAUAUUUGUAAAUUUAAAUUGUGUAUAUUUCUACAUAGAAAAAAAAAGAUUUUUAAAUUACCAAUAAUGUUUAGCAAAUUGAAUGAGGAUUUUGGAACAUUAUUUUAAACAUAUUUAUUGUUAUUUUACUUUAUUAAAUAUAUAUUUUAAAUAUUGAAUGCAUCUAAUCAGUAUUUUAUAAAAAACAUACAGCAAUUAAAAUUCUGAUAUUUCCUCACUUCGUCGUGAAGCUUUAUAAAUUCUUACUUCUAAUGGAUUAUACUCUUGGUGCAAUUGACGAUGUCACUUAUGUUUUUUGUUAUUUUAAAAAAAAAUUCUUUCUGUGCAAUUUUUAUUUAUUUUGUUAAUUUUUCUUUUUAAUAUAUGAUCUUCAUCUAUUUUAUAAGACUAUUGGUGGCAUAACAUAAUUUUUUAUUCAAAUACAUGAAAUAAAACUUAUUUUCUUAUACGUAAAACUACUUAACGCAAAUCUCUGAUGAUUAUGUUACUUUAUUAUUUUUAAAGAUUGCUCUCUGUUCAAUUUCUGUUUGAUUUUUUAUUAAUUUUUCUCUAUAACUAUAUGACAUCAAUUUUCUAAGAAUUUAAAAAAAAAUUAGGAAUAAUUUUUCUAUAAAUAAAUUUCUAUAUUUCGUAAUUUUCUCGCAAACUAGAGUUUCAUCUAAAAUGUUUUUUGCGGAUUUUUAAAAACAAACUAACGAGCAUUCUAUCCUUACUAAAAGAUUUUCUAAUGAAAUUGUUUUUACUUAUAUCUAAUUUAAUAUUUAUUUUAUAUAUGUGUCUAUUACAUUCCUCUAGUCAAAAUUUAAAUUUAAUGUGAUAAAAAAAGUAGCCUUUGUUAAAAGCAUAUUCUUUUUUCUCGUUUUAUUAUUCAUAUGGUAUAUUUUAAUGUUUUAUUCUACAUUUGAAUAUGCUUAAUUUUUUUAGAGAAAUUAGGCUUUGUAAAAAUAUGUAUAUUUGAUUGUAUAUAUGACAGUUCUUUUUAUGUGUCUGAAAGUACUCCUACAGCUUUCAAAUAAAUUGAAUUAUGGUUUUUUU